AUGCCGUCUACUAAAAGCAAGAAUAUCAUCAUUACCGGCGGUGCGCGAGGGAUUGGUCGCUGCACAGCGCGACACUUGCUAUCGUUACCAGCAUCGCAUCGCGUUUUUAUCAUCGACUUCGACGCGGAAGAGCUUGAAUACGCAGUGAACACACACCUAGCCGCCUACGCACCACGCGUCAGCUCAUCGAUAACCAACCUCCGCAACCCAGAGGAAAUCCGUAGCGCAGUCGCCAAAGCCGCUGACUUCUUCGGCGGCCGCAUAGAUGUGCUGGUCAAUAAUGCCGGAGUAGCUCGAGGGUUCUUCAACGCAGGCAACGGUACUAUGGAGGACCUUGCUACGGGAGAGCAAUGGGAAGCGUACAUUGCUACCAAUCUCAGUGCACCCUUCUACAUGAGCCAAGCCGUCAUCCCUUUCAUGAAGAGCCAGAACACACAGAAAGAUGGUACACCAGGAGUUGAUCGGUCGAGGGAUCUGAAGCGUACGGAGGAAUUCAACCAGUUGCCACUGAACCUUCAUGGCGAGGACAAGUUGGAAGAGGGAGGCUGCAUCAUCAACGUUGCCUCCUUUCGCGCCCAUCAGUCAGACCCGGACUGCGAAGGCUAUGCUGCGAGCAAAGGUGGCGUGUUGGCCCUCACACAAGCCAUGUCUGUUUCGUGCCAGCGCUGGGGUAUCCGAGUCAUGGCCAUCUCGCCAGGUUGGGUCAGCGUGCAGCACGAGUGCAAAGCUCGUGAUUUGCAGAUCAAAGAGACGCAGAACGGAUCAUAUAAAGAGGUUGCGCCGCACGAGGAGGACGCGGUAAAGCUGAGGAUGAAGGCUUGGGCAGAGGAUCUGGACGAACUCUAUCACAAGCAACAUCCGGCCGGCAGAGUGGGUAGGGGAGAAGAUCUUGCUGAAAUGGUUGAGUACGUCAUGGGUGCAGGUUUCUUGAGUGGACAAGAGUUGAUCUUGGAUGGUGGUGCGAACCGGAGAAAGAAUCCCAAUAUUUGA
This is a messenger RNA of Alternaria atra, 990 nucleotides long. RefSeq lists its product as uncharacterized. The record is from RefSeq and is a predicted model, not a curated record. NCBI's taxonomy places the organism in Eukaryota, Fungi, Ascomycota, Dothideomycetes, Pleosporales, Pleosporaceae. Gene Ontology annotation, molecular function: oxidoreductase activity. The transcript has a single exon. Bases 1 to 990 code for a protein of 329 amino acids.